AUGCAAACGUAUGGGAUGCUGUUAUUCUUGGUCGUGUCGAGGUGUGCUUGCGUUCUGAUUGUGCCCGCACCGGAAGUUGUCAAUGCGAUUACCGAAAGGAUCGCCUUAAUGAUGUUCAAAUGUGCAGAAACGUUGUAUCCAGGGAUGAGUAUCCUCGAGCAAGUUGUGAAUUAUUGGAGAUCCGACACCGACAUAAUGGACAUAAAUUUUGGGUGUGUGGCAAUGUGCAGCCUGAUCAAACUGAAUCUAUACGAUGGGAAAGGACAGUUGCUUGAAAAGAACAUGACAAAUUUUGUACUCGCCAAGGGUGCCGACGAUGAAACGGUGGUAAGACUAGUGGAAGUAUUUCGAAACUGUCGCCCGCCACCGGCAGCUGGAUUCAGGAAGAACUGCACCGAUGGCCUGCAUGUGAUGAAGUGUUUUCGCAACAGCAUGUACCGGCUUGGCUGGGCACCUAUCGUCCAUUUCGGCCUGUAC
Messenger RNA from Iphiclides podalirius (scarce swallowtail), 477 nucleotides. NCBI's taxonomy places the organism in Eukaryota, Metazoa, Arthropoda, Insecta, Lepidoptera, Papilionidae. The record is from the annotation of a GenBank genome assembly.